Messenger RNA from Aphanomyces astaci, 2038 nucleotides. RefSeq lists its product as hypothetical. The record is from RefSeq and is a predicted model, not a curated record. The transcript has 13 exons. Gene Ontology annotation, biological process: autophagy. Gene Ontology annotation, cellular component: intracellular membrane-bounded organelle. NCBI's taxonomy places the organism in Eukaryota, Oomycota, Saprolegniomycetes, Saprolegniales, Verrucalvaceae. Bases 28 to 1920 code for a protein of 630 amino acids. Gene Ontology annotation, molecular function: protein binding.
UAUUAUUUUGCAUUACUGAUUGCUGGCAUGGCCGAUCCAAAUGGCGAUGUGGCGGCAACAGUAGCAACUGUGGACGACGUGGACAUGGAGGUCGGCACCCCAGCAGGAAUCGCGGAACGCGCGCAACGAAGCAUCAACCCCCCAGGUGUGCCUCCAUCCUUCCGCCGCGCCGGACGAUCCACCAAUAUCGCUCGCACAAUCAUGUCGCGCGAACUCGGGCAUGGCCGCCGAUACGCCUUCCACGACGAAGCCAUGUGGAUCGAGAACGAGUCGGCCACCAAGCACGUCUGUGAGUAUUUUGACAUGCCCUCCACGACGCGGUCCGCCAUCUCGAUUGCAUUCUCCCCCGACGGGAAGACCUUUGCUUCCACGCAUGGCGAUCACACGGUCAAGAUCGUUUGCUUUGCCACCGGUCGCAUCCUUCAAACCUUGGUUGGACACCCUCGGACGCCAUGGAGCGUCAAAUUCCACCCCACAAACCCCCGCUACGUCGCGUCGGGGUGCCUAGGCUACCAAAUCCGGUUCUGGGACGUGGUCACUGGCAAAUGCCUGUACGAAGCCACGCUGCGCCACGCCAUUAUCUCAGUGUCCUUCCAUCCAUGUGGGACCGUCCUCGGCAUCGCCAGCGGCACCUGUGUUUACACAUGGGACUACCAGCAGCACUCGAUCCCGCGCAUUGCCAUGUUCAGCAACCAGACGCUGCGCUCCGUGUCGUUUUUGCCCGACCCGACCAAGAUCCUCGUCGGCGAAGCCAACGAAAAGUACACGCGCCCGCUUGGCACCGUGCCGUCCGACUUGACUGUGACACUGACGCUGUGGGAAUUUGACCUGGCGUGGUCCGUGGCGUCGGAACCGUCCACGUCCAAAGCCAUGUAUUCGCCACAUGUGCUGCUGACCCACGCGUUGCUGUACAACGACGGCGGGUUUGACGUGUCCAAGUGUGGGCAGUACCUGGCUGUGUGCACCGAUUUCAGCUUGUGGCAGGCGGAACAAGACAUUCCUCUGGCUUACCCCGACUCGUCUACGCAAAACAGCGAUGCCGAGGGCAAUACCCCCCCCAGUGGCUUUCCUCACGUGUCGUCGAACCCACUGCCCUCGCGCUCUGUCUACUUUGUCCCAGACUGGCCUUCUCUCAACACCACGGCGCCCAACCUGCCUCCACGCAGGCGGGCUUUAGUGACGGACCUCCCGCCCAACGACGCGGCGGCGCGACGCAUUCGACAGCGACUUGUCGAAGUCCCGCCGCCGCCGCCGCCAUCCCUCACGUCCCUGUCACAUGCGCGCCAUGCUCCGACGUCAAACCAUCCCUUGAUGCCGGCGGUUGUUGGAACGGCCGACGGCACCCCCCAAGCCGCUGCCCCCUGUCGCAUGGCUCAACUUCGCCCCAACAUUGCAAGCUCGUUCAAUCGUACGUCCAACGACCAGCGCCUCGCCCGAGGCCGCCUUGCUGUGGAGCAUCAGUCGACGUGGCUGGCGCUGCUUUCGCUCGCCCCCGAUAAGACGCUGGGCACGGUGGUGCAGACGGCGCUACUGGCGGAAACCGCUGCGGGGGGCGUCACAUCCGUCAAGUUUAGUCCCAGUGGAGCGUACGUGCUGCUGGGGUACGGGGUACGCGAUCGCAUUCAACGAAUCAACCAAUUUCCCCUGCAUCGCGUCACCCGUAUGUACCGAUGGGAAGACAUGAGUCUGGUGAGCCACGUUGAGUCGGACGCGGACGACGUCAACAUUGCGCUGUUCCAUCCCCUUCCCGGCGGGGGCUUCCUCUACGGCACCAAGCAAGGCCGCGUGCGUCUCUGCCGGCCAUGGCGCGGCGCCUUUGACGACCCCCGCAACGAAAACACGCUCAAAGAGUCGCUCGACCUACACGCGUUGUUUGCCACGUCGCCCGUGUCACAUUUUGGACAGUCGCGUGGCCAUUAACAAUCGGCAAUGAAUUUGCGUCGCGUGUCGGAGUACCAUGUCACAGACGCGUGAGAUGCUGGGUGUACUGGCUCAUCCAGGCGGCAUUGUGUUGGUUUCUGGGGCGUCUAGAUUCUGG